GCAGGCGGAGCCCGGGAGGGAAGUGAGCUCAGGCGCACCGGAAAUCCCGCCCGUGCCGCGGCCCUGUGUUUGCGCUGCGGGCAGAGAAAGGAGCGGAGCGCCUGCAGCGGCCCAGCCGAGCCUGCCGCACGACACGGGGCCGAGCCAUGUCUGACCAGGAAGCAAAACCUUCAGCUGAGGACUUAGGAGAUAAGAAAGAAGGGGAGUACAUUAAACUCAAAGUCAUUGGGCAGGACAGCAGUGAAAUUCACUUCAAGGUGAAAAUGACAACACACCUCAAGAAACUCAAAGAAUCAUACUGUCAAAGACAGGGUGUUCCAAUGAAUUCACUCAGGUUUCUCUUCGAGGGUCAGAGAAUUACUGAUAAUCAUACCCCCAAGGAGCUGGGGAUGGAGGAAGAAGAUGUGAUUGAAGUUUAUCAGGAACAGACGGGGGGUCACUCAACAGUUUAGAUCCUUCUGAUUUUCUUCCCCCUUAAUCCUUUUUUAUUUUUAAAUAAUAGUUCUUUUGUAAUGUGGUGUUCAACACUGAAACUGGCACCCCAUCUCUGGGAGUUUACUUUCAAGCGUCUGGUAUUUUGAAUUCUCGUGCUCAUUAUACACUAUUGUUUCUGUUUUCAUUGUGCUGAACUUCUGUGAUCCAGCUGCAACCUUGCUCCCCUCUUCCCUUCUGCCCUCCCCUUUAGGAAUACAUGUACUCACAUGCAUUUGUAUGUUCACUGGGUUCGUGCAUUUCAGGCACGAAGGCUGUAAGAUCUGCCAGGUGGGCGAGUGUUCUUAAUGACUUCCAUAUCUGCCCUGAAGUUUUGAUGUGUGACUGUCUCACUCCUGGACUAUAACUUUCAGUGCGAGAUGAAGUUUUUCUGAGAACUAAACUGUGGAGAAGUUGUGUAUCCAUAACUCAGAGCUAUUUUGCUUAAAUUAUGCUGAUGGCCCAAUGAGGAAGAUCGACAAGUUGGAAAUGGAAAAGCUAGAACUGUUGUCAUCUGUUCCUUGCUCCAGAGAUGGCUUUGCUGAAGACGUGAAAUUGAAAAUCCUAAUGAUUUUUAAAUAUUACCAGAAGAGCCCAGAAGCAUUUUAACCUCAUAUAGCAAUUAGUACAUGCAGGUAUCCGUGCAAGAAUGUUCACAGCAGCCAACUGGUGUUACUUUGACACGCUUGUUUGUACCUUUUGGCCUGGGACGUGGGUUUUGAAUGGACAUUGUCUGUACCAGCUUCAUUUAAAAUAAACAAGAAAACCAAUUUUAUAAACAA
This is a messenger RNA of Serinus canaria (Common canary), 1253 nucleotides long. RefSeq names its product small ubiquitin like modifier 1 (gene SUMO1). The transcript is spliced from 5 exons. Lineage: Eukaryota; Metazoa; Chordata; Aves; Passeriformes; Fringillidae. Gene Ontology annotation, biological process: protein sumoylation. The record is from RefSeq and is a predicted model, not a curated record. Gene Ontology annotation, molecular function: ubiquitin-like protein ligase binding; protein tag activity. Gene Ontology annotation, cellular component: PML body; nucleus. The coding region runs from base 147 to 452 and encodes 101 amino acids.